AUUAUAAGUGGUAAUGUAAUUUCAUUCAGUUUAUAAUUUAUAAUGUAUUUUGUUCUCAAUAUGGGUGUUUUUCCUAAUGUACAAUGUUCAGCUUUAACCUCCAGCACCACUGCAAUGAUGUUAAUAUUGUGAUUACUGCGAGAUGUAUGUUACUACUCCGAAUAGGAGACCAGAAACAAAAUUGAGUCAGUUAAACUCUUAGGCCCGGGUCUGGAAAGUGUUUAUCCAGACAUCGCACGUGUGCAGGCCGCCACCGCCGCCAUCUUCUCUCACGUUGCAGCCGUCGCCAUUUUCUCCUCCCCGGCUCUUGGGGCGGUCCUGUGCCGGUUUCUUCCCGCGAUAGAACAGGACAAGUAGCUUCUGUCCUUACUGCUAUGUCCUGUUUGAAGUUUCUCCGAAUCCGGAGACAUGCUGUUUCCCUCAGGAAGGCUCCGAGGGUGGAGCCGCGCCUACUGCAGAGCUCCACUCAAGCUCGCGGGACAGCGCCUUCUGGAACAGAACAAAGCUCGGAGACACCUAGGGAUGACUGCGUCGGCACUGCGUAUUUUGAAACUCUCUUUAAACAAGUCUGUGCACCUUUAGGGCCCAGCCCGACCCAAACCGGCUGAGCGCUCCCGGCUUCAGGACGCCGCGAUGGGCCAGAGCCCGGGGCAAGGCCGGCCAGGAGGAGCACAGAGCCUCGUACGGAGGCUGGGCCGUAGCUCCGAGCGCCGGCGUCGGGUCGUUCCCUGGUGCCGGCGGAAGGGCGGAACCAAGGUACCGCGACCUGAGACCCGGAAGGACUCCUUCCGUCCGUGCACCUCUCGAGCAACCGGGAGAUGUCUCUGGGGCACUGCUGAACGUCAGCAACACCUGUGGGCCUUUCAGAACAAGACUAGGAAUCCGCAGAGGUGAUGCAGCAUCCGGGGUCCAAAGUUCCGUGCCACGUUAGCGCUCACUCCGCCAGCCCUGCUUUUAGGAAGCGCGCCCGGCUGCAGGGUGUAAGGGCGCAUGCGCAGAGCCCGCCCUGCCCACAGCUCCGCGCACAGCACGCCGGGAGCGGCGGAGCUCGCCCCGUUAGCACGGCAACCGGUCCCACGCCGUCGCCAUAGAGACCCGCGGGCGCCUCCGCUGGCAGCGGCGCAGGAUGCUCCGCCGAGGCUGCGAGGCGUCCAGCCGGCGAAGACACCCGAGCGACAGCCUCAGCUGGCAGCAGGACCAGGCCCUGAGCAGCAGCAUCUAUCUCCUGCGAGAGAUAGGUCCCACCGGCUUCCUGCUGAGGGAGGAAGAGCCGGAGAACGGGGAUUUCCGAGUAACUAUGCGGUCGUCUCCAUCCCUUCCUUCCCCGGUCACCCUCAGUCCUCGCAUCCCCGCCCGGGCCACUCCGGAACACUGCACAGGGGGAGAGAAAGAGCGGUUGCUGCGAGAGUUUGUUUGUUGGGGAUUAGGACCUCAGGUUUUCCUAGGAAACCCUCAUGUUUGUAACUGUUCCACAUUUCUGAAAGGAAGGGAACUUUGUAAGCAUAUAUGCUGGAUCUUGUUGAAAAAAUUCAGGCUUCCAAGGAAUCAUGAAUCUGCUUUCCAGUUAGGUCUUACAGAAGGAGCAAUAAACGACCUGCUGCUGGGGAUACACAGAGUUCAGACACCACAGGUAGCAAGGCCUGAUGACAGUGCACAUGGGGAAGGAGAUGGGUACGUCCAGCAGAAGGAAGUUGGUCCUGAGGACAUCUGCUCUAUUUGCCAAGAGGAACUUCUGGAGAAAAGGCUCCCUGUCACCUUCUGCAGAUUUGGCUGUGGCAAUAAUGUUCAUAUCAAAUGCAUGAAGAUCUUGGCUAACUACCAGAAUAUGACCUCAAGCUCUUCCAUGGUGAAAUGUCCUCUGUGCAGGAAAGAGUUCGCACCAUUAAAAGUUAUUUUGGAAGAAUUCAGAAACUCCAGCAAACUUAUGGCUACCACCGAGAAAGAACGGCUGGACAAACACCUUGGAAUUCACUGUAAUCACUGUGAACAAUUUCCGAUAAAGGGGAAAUGCUAUAAGUGUACAGAAUGUGUAGACUACCACUUGUGCCAGAAAUGCUUUGAUAGCUCCUGCCACGCUCCCCAUACAUUUUCAUUUCGUGAGAAGAGAAACCAAAGAUGGUGUUCACUAGAAAAAAAGUCACAUGAAGAUGUAAAAUACUUAGAUAUUAAAAGUAAGAUAGAAGAAAAGAUGCCACAUUAUCAAGAAAAGGAAGGCGAGGUUUACACACCGAAACACGUUGUGAAGUCACUCCCUCUCUUACUGAUCACAAAGAAUAGUAAACUGCUUGCUCCUGGUUGCCAGUGUCGACUUUGUUUGAAAUCAUUUCAGCUUGGUCAGCACAUGAGACUGCUGCCAUGUUCCCACAAGUUUCAUAGAAAAUGCAUUGACAGCUGGUUGUUCCACAAGUGCAAUGCAUGCCCUAUUGAUGGACUGGUGAUACACAGCCCUUUAAUCUGGAAAAGUACAGCAAUGGAUGCACAAGGAUACAAGCCAGCUUCCAGGAUGAACAUCACUCAUCUGUCAAAACAGGAAGAACUGAAAUUUCUUGUACCUGGUACUAGAUUAAUUUUAAAACAAAAUAGACCUGAAAUUUUACCUACCAUUCCCCAGAGUAAUUCUGAAAAGCUGAAUACACUUCAAAGUCCCACAAAUACCUAUCAGGAUAUAACUAUAGAUGAUCUAUGCUCUGUCAAAUUAGAGGGCUCAAAUUCAAGAAAAUUACUGUGUGAACAUAAAAUUAGCCAACAUUUCCCCAGGUAUCUUCAGGAUUUGCCCACUGGACCACUUGGGAAAAUAUCACCUCAAACGUUUCUUCCUUCCAUUGCGCAGAAGAGUACGAGUUGUCACCCUGAGACGGAGAGUUUUUGUGGGCCAAAACGCCACAGUGGUCUGAGUCAAAAAGUAACCAAACACGUGAGCCAUAAAGAAAAGAGGAUGCACAGUACUACACUGAGACGGGACAACAGGAGAUCAAAUAUUUUACUUCCAGAGGAGUUAAAUCUUGUUGUUAAUGGGAAUGUGACUAACCUUAGUGUGUCGAAAAGAUGUAAUAAUUAUAAGGGGAAAAUUAGACCAAAAUGUCAUCAUCUAUCAAGGCAACCUGUAUCUUAUUCUUCAAAUACACAAAGUACUGCACUAUCUUUAAUAAUGGAAGGGGUUCGAUUGUGAAAAGUAUUUUUGAUUACUAUCAAACUAUUUGUACAUUGAAUAUAAAAAGUUUUAUUUUUAGAACAUGAAAAACAUAUACACUCUUGAUAAAUGCA
This is a messenger RNA of Chinchilla lanigera (long-tailed chinchilla), 3264 nucleotides long. It is a transcript of the gene Zswim2, whose product is annotated as zinc finger, SWIM-type containing 2. The transcript has 9 exons. Gene Ontology annotation, molecular function: ubiquitin protein ligase activity; zinc ion binding. NCBI's taxonomy places the organism in Eukaryota, Metazoa, Chordata, Mammalia, Rodentia, Chinchillidae. The record is from RefSeq and is a predicted model, not a curated record. Bases 1127 to 3169 code for a protein of 680 amino acids.